Messenger RNA from Eurytemora carolleeae, 947 nucleotides. Its product is annotated as noggin-2. The transcript has a single exon. Lineage: Eukaryota; Metazoa; Arthropoda; Copepoda; Calanoida; Temoridae. The coding region runs from base 37 to 798 and encodes 253 amino acids. The record is from RefSeq and is a predicted model, not a curated record. Gene Ontology annotation, biological process: negative regulation of BMP signaling pathway; dorsal/ventral pattern formation; osteoblast differentiation.
AGCCACAUAAGUUGGACAUACAAUACAAGCCAUAAUAUGGCACUAAAUUGCGUAUUUUUUUCAUUAAUUGUGUCCGCGGCAGCUUUUCCAUUUAAUGAGGAGAGUUCAAACGAAUACGAUUUAUUUACAGAGGAAUCCCAAACUACUGAUGAAUUCUCUCUUGAACCUGCAACAACUUACUCUAAACCUAUUUUACCCUUGGAGUUUCUUGAAAAAGCUAAACGAAAACCCAGAGGAAAGAAUUUAAACGCUCGCCGAUUAUUGAGAAAGAUGGGAGAAGAUUAUAAUCCUACCUUGAUGUCUGUGGAUAGACCUACCUCCGGUAUACUCAAUACGAAGGUCAGCCUUCCUGACACACAGGUUGCUGAGCUGAUGGAGCAGGUCACACACCUGGAUAUAGAGACGGAUAUACGCCAGCUCCUGAUCGGAGAUGAUCAUAAGCAUGAGCCUACAGUGAGUCGAGCAGUCGGUGCGUUCCAACAGUGGUUGGUUAAAAAAUCAUCAUGUCCUGUUGUUUUCCAGUGGACAGACCUGGGGGAGUACUUCUGGCCUAGGUACGUGAGGCAGGGGGAGUGUGAGGGAACAGGUGUCGGAGACACAACCUCCUGCUCCUGGCCCAGGGGGAUGAACUGCGCUCCUGCGGACUCACAGGUGCUUCAGUUACUCAGGUGGCACUGCAGCAGGAGAAAAUCCCCUGAUCUUUUGGGACUGACUGUACGACAAAAGAUCAAGAAAUCCUACCGCUGUAGGUGGAUAAAGAUACCGUAUCCUAUCACCUCAUCCUGCAGGUGUGAAUAAAUAAUCCCGGAUCAAGAUUGACGAAUUGACGAUGGAAGAAGAUGAGGAGAUACACGUGAAAGUAUAUUCAGAAAGUCCCAGUGAUGAAAAUAUAGUAUUUAGUUGUGAUAAUUAAACAUUUAAAAUAUAUAUUGAAUAUUAAGCAUAAA